This is a messenger RNA of Anneissia japonica, 6301 nucleotides long. Its product is annotated as deleted in malignant brain tumors 1 protein-like. The transcript has 18 exons. Bases 1 to 4359 code for a protein of 1452 amino acids. Gene Ontology annotation, cellular component: membrane. The record is from RefSeq and is a predicted model, not a curated record. Lineage: Eukaryota; Metazoa; Echinodermata; Crinoidea; Comatulida; Comatulidae.
AUGGUUGUUCCAUGGCGAUGUACCUUUCGUACCUCAAUUUUAGUGCUGAUUCCGGUGCUGGUUAUUAUGGAUGACAACGAUAGCGAUGAUUAUUCUGGUAGUGAUAUAGACGUCAGAGUUGUCGGUAUAUCGUCUGCAUCGGACGGAUAUGUAGAGCUCGUCAACGAAGGCACAUGGGGUAAAGUUUGUGCAGAUGGUUGGGACAUCGAAGACGCCUCCGUAAUCUGUCGUCAACUUUAUAAUACAACCGCCAGUCGAGCCUAUUCCAUUGAAUAUGGGGAUAGUGGUCCGAAUUCUGUGCUCACGUCUAACGUUCAAUGCACUGGUCGGGAAAGUAGGUUCUCAGAGUGCGUACAUGGACCUUGGGAAUCUACGUGUCCAUCAAACGCAGUUGCUGCGUUGGAGUGUGAAGGGGCAACAAAGAUCCGACUCGCCAAUGGUAACACUCCUUUAGAAGGUCGAGUUGAGUUGUUCUAUAAUGGUGAGUGGGGAACGAUAUGUGACGACGGAUGGGAUUACUUCGAUGCAGUGGUUGCGUGUCGUCACCUCGGCAACUACGCUGUGAAAUCAAGCAGUUCCGCGAAGUGCUGUGGCGCCUAUGGAGCCGGGACUGGAACCAUUCAUCUUGAUAACUUAGGCUGUACAGGAACUGAGGCUCGAAUCGAAGACUGUAUUCACAGUGGUUGGGGAAGUCACAACUGCGGUCACCAUGAAGAUUCGGGUGUUACGUGCACUGAUAUCAGAAUUAACAAUGGAAAUACUACUGAAUGGAUUGGACUUGUAGAAACGUUACAUAAUGGACAAUGGGGUAAUAUAUGCUUGGAGGACUUUGACGACAUGGCAGCCAAAGUAUUUUGUUAUCAACUUCACAUGACCGAGGCGGCUUUAGUCUUUGGUAAACCACAAGACCUACCUGUAUUUAUGCAGGGCUUGAAAUGCCAUGGCAACGAAACAAUGCUAGCAAAUUGUUCAGUUGCAACAUGGGGAAACUACACAUGUAGCAGUGGGUCAGUUGCCUCAAUUAAGUGUCGAGAAUCUGGAAAUGUUCGCCUGCGUGGCGGUGUUAAUGAGGGCGAAGGUCGUGUUGAGAUUUUCUAUGGUGGGUCCUGGGGAACUAUAUGUGAUGAUGACUUUGCUAUUGAAGAAGCAGAAGUUGUUUGCCGUCAACUUGGCUUUGUUGGGGCUAAUGCAGACACUCCAGUUCGGAAGUUCGGUCAAGGAACUGGCCAGAUCCAUCUGGACAACCUCGCCUGUACAGGAGCGGAAAAUCGUUUAGAUGAAUGCCGUCAUCCUAAUUGGGGAGAUCACAAUUGUGGGCACCAUGAAGAUGCAGGAGUAGUCUGCGACACAUCAGAUUGCAGAGAGCCUCUUGGAAUGGAAAACGGAAACAUCGGCGAUUUACGAAUUAGUGCCUCGGGAUAUCUAUCACUACAAUUCGCGCCCUCUAAAGCCCGGCUGAAUUUAGAUACAGGAUCAACAAGAGGUGUUGCGUGGAUCCCACAGAGUUUUACUAACUCGCAGUGGAUUAAAGUCGAUUUGCGAGUUCCUCAUCUAGUGACUGGAGUGAUGACUCAAGGUAGAAACAGAACCGGUGAAUAUGUCACACAGUAUACGGUGAAGUACAGCAAUGACGGCAUUUUGUGGACUAAUAUUUGGCGAUCAAGAUCAGAAAAUAUUAUGAAUUUCAUAGCAAAUACAGAUGAUAAUACGAUUGUUACAAACUACUUUGAAGAAGCUGUUACAGCAAGAUUCAUCAUGAUCGUUCCAGCAUUAUGGAAUUUACAGAUUGCCCUCCGAUUUGAGCUCCUAGGAUGUGGAGAAUGCUAUAACAUGUUAGAUGCUUCCGACUAUCGAGGCUCUAAAAGUACCACAGCUUUAGGUAAGACGUGUCAAAAAUGGACGUCACAGUUACCUCAUCGUCAUACACGUACGUCAGAAAAUUAUCCAGAUUCAGGUUUGGGUGAUCACAACUUCUGCCGUAACCCCGAUGGAGAAAUAACAGCCUGGUGUUAUACAACGGAUCCAACUUCUAGGUUUGAACUUUGCGAUAUUGGUCUUCCUGGAGAAUAUUGCGGAAACGAGGCAUUAGUUGUGCGUCUUGCAGAUGGGAACACUGAAUUAGAAGGGCGUGUUGAAGUGUUUCAUAAUGGAGCAUGGGGCACAGUUUGUGACGAUAGUUUUGGUCCUAGUGAUGCUAAGGUUGUAUGCAGGAUGUUAGGGUACGAAGGAACAGAAUCUCAAUGCUGCAAAAAGUUUGGUCCAGGCAGCGGUGUCAUCGUCAUUGAUGACCUGGCGUGCCUAGGAACCGAGGAUUCACUGGAACAGUGCCGUCACAACGGCUGGGGCAAGCACAACUGCCGUCACGAUGAAGAUAUCGGCGUCAUAUGCAAGCGACCAGUUCGACUUACUGGAGGGCCAUCUGAGUUGAUCGGACGCGUCGAGAUAUUCCAUGACUUGGAAUGGGGAACGAUCUGCAACGAAGGUUUUGACAAGUUCGAUGGUCGCGUCAUCUGUAGCAUGCUUGGUGGCUACAACUACAAGCGCAUGCCUUCACUAUCUGAGAUUACCGGUAAAUCGACUGGGCCAAUUCACGUCACUAAUAUGGAUUGCAACGGCACCGAAGGAACACUGGAUGAGUGCAAUCAUGAUGAGUGGGGUGUUACAACGUGUGGACAUGCCGACGAUGCUUUGCUAGAAUGCGAACGAGGCCUUCCAGUUCGUCUGGUUGGUGGACCUAGCAAACUAGAAGGGCGUGUGGAAAUAUUUCACAGUGGUCAGUGGGGCACCGUGUGUGACGAUGGCUGGGAUUACGACGAUGUAGCGGUUGUUUGUAAACAACUAGGCGGGUUUUUGCCGAAAACGUCGAAAGCCGCCAGAUGCUGCGCAGCAUAUGGGCCUGGCGUGGGAUCUAUUUUGCUGGAUGGUGUCCAAUGCAGCGGCUCAGAAGCAACUCUUCAUGAUUGUGCCCACUUGGGCUGGACAACACAUAAUUGUAAUCACAAUGAGGAUGCAGGAGCAAUGUGUACAGACACGCGUCUUCGCAAUAAUGACGAUAUUGAAAGCAUGACCGGAAUAGUGGAUGUUUUGAGAAACGGUGAAUGGAGCGGUGUAUGUUCAACCGGGUUCAACAUGGCUGCAGCACAUGUUGUUUGCAGUCAGUUGUUCAACACAACUGCAAGAAGUUUCUCUGCAGUUCCAAUGGAGAACUAUCCAACGACAAUACGCAACGUUUCGUGUACUGGAACAGAAACUGCACUUAUGAAAUGCUCUUAUGUCAGUGGAUCGUGUGAAACAGAUAUGAUCGUAAAAGUUGUGUGCGCAGAGGUGCGGUUGGUGGAUGGGCCCGCGAAUGAACUAGGAGGUCGAGUUGAAAUUUUAGAUGGUGGUAGAUGGGGCGCCAUUUGUGGCAAUGGUUGGAACAUGGAAGCCGCUAAGGUCACUUGUCGUGAAGCUGGCUUCUGUUCCGCAAAAAAUGCAUUUAAAGGGUUCUUUCCAGGAACAACCGCGUUUGUUUGGAGUACGAUUAAAUGCACCGGAACAGAAGCAAAAUUACGAGAUUGCAACAGACGCCUUGGACCAUCCCCUUGUACAGGAACAUUCGAAGAGGCUGGCGUGACGUGUCGAAGGUCUUGUUUAUACCCUGGUGACAUAUGCAAUGGUGUGGUACAGCCAUCUAAGGAAGAGUAUGGCUUAGGGGAUGUAUUAAAUUUUACAUGCAACGACGGCUUCGAGCUGAUUGGCACCAAAACCUUGACUUGUACAGGUGAAUGUGAAUGGGAUGCUGCACUACCGAAGUGUCAGAUUAUUAUCUGCCACCAUCCUCCAGCUUUUGCAUUUGCCAAAGUUCAUUCAGUAGCGCCAACACUUCCAAUCAGCACUGUUGUGUUUUACGAUUGUGAGGAAGGCUACGAAGAUGUCUCCAGAAUGAGAGGCUACAUGAUUUGCAGCUUAGGUGGUCGAUGGGAAGGUCAGCCGCCAUCAUGUCAACCAAUUAAAAAGGAUGAGCCUAGUACUACACCUAAAGUGAAGACAAGUCCAAAAGCUACGAAAAAUCCAGAAAUAAAUAGAGGGGAUACCGCGGCACGCACAGGAAAAAACGAAGAUUCAAAUACGAAUUCAGCGGUGAUUGUUGGACUAACAGUAUUUAUCGUUAUUCUUAUUCUCUUUAUCUUGAUUGUGGCUGCCAUCGUUUUAAUCAGGAAGAAAAACGAACGAAACCGUAUACCUCGUGCAUUCACCAAUAAAAACCCGGAUGUUGGUGUACCUGAUAUCAACCACGAUAAAGAUGAUACGCCUUUUUGCAAUUAUGAAUUCCAAAACAACGACGAAAGUGACAGAUCAGUGCUUGGAGGCCUGUAAACAAGAGUAUUAGAAGAAUUUAUUACUCAUUUUGCCUGUACAUUUCUGAAGAACAUAUUUGUUGUUAAUAAAUUUAGUGCUUAUAAAAAAAAUAUUGUAAUUGAAUCAAGCAUAAAAAUAUAUCUUCAUAUUUAAUAGAAUUUACUCUGGAGGAAAUGUAUCGAGCAUCCAUGACCGUAGUCGUACCCCGUAGGUCUAGUUACAAAAGACAGGCUCUAGACGAGCAUACUGUAGCUAUUUAUUAGUUUGUUGUGUGAUUAUAAGAGCCAUUGGGAUUCCCUAGUGUACAUGAAGCAUUUUAAAUUUCGUCAUGCAUCGGACACGAUUUAAUUGAGAACGCAACACGAUGAGGUGAGCACUGUCGGUGCUGUUCUUCAGCGGCCGAACCAGUGUGCGCUCAGCUUUACCGUUGUGAAGCAUAGUGAGAAUAUUACAUAUUAUAUGUAUAUGUUAAGCCUAAGAGUUUUGUUGUGAUAGAAUCUUUUAGCGCCGGGCACACAAUGCACCGACGGUCGGUGUCGACGCGAUUCAAUUAAGAACAAAAUUUGACAACGUGUACGCAACAGAUCGUUUUUUUUUAUUGACGAUCCGCUCCGACUUCUACCGACAAUCAGCAGACGUAAAGCGCCCUCCUCAGAAUGCUAAGAUGGAUUACUGCGGCCGACGGCCGUACGACUGCCGUCAAAAUCACACAGUAUGUGCCCGGAUUUAAGCCGGUCCCACUCGUUGCGAUUUGGCUACGACACUUGCGACUACACUUUUUUGAACAUGUUAAAAACCGCAAUAUAUUAUACGUUUCCAUUAUGAGUACUGGUAUUUCUGUCGUGCUGUAUACACCUUUCAUACCUUCACCAGCUCCCGCGCAAUAGACAAUUUUAGACUGAGACAGCUUGUAGUAAGCAAAAUCGCAACGUCUGAGACCGGCUUUAGUUUAAACGUACCUGUGGUUUAAAACACACUCAUUGUUAAACUGAGGUUAACAAACCCGUGAAAAAUAUUAAAUCGUUAUGCUGUCAUUCUAUGACAUGAACGAGAGAACAGGUUAAGAUUAUAUUUUUGAUUUAUUAGUAUUAAACGACUGCAAGCAAACAACUCCAAGAGACACGCUUAUCCCGUUUAUGCUGCUCAACGCCAGCCAAUUCUAAAUGAUGACUUUGUCUGCUCUGUAUGCCAGCGUCGCUGCCGUUCACGUCUCGGCCUGACCAGCCAUGAUAAUAAUGAUGUUAAUAAUGGUAAUAAUGAUGAAAAUAAUAAUAAUAGUGAUAAUAAUAAUAACAGUGAUAAUAAUGAUAAUAUUAAUAACAAUAAUAAUAAUAAUAUUAAUUAAAUAAAUAAAUAAAAUGUUAAAAAAUUCAGAGAGAAAGGAGAUCUGUCCGACGAAACUUCCCAUGUAUUCAUGAUUAAGUAUUUCUUGCUGUAGGUUCGAUGGAUUAAAAAUAAUUUAGUGAUUAUUAACGUGGUUUAAGAUUAGUUUAAGCUUUUUAGGACUCUAUUUAUUAGGACUUCUGAGGGCAUUUGAUUUUUUUUAACCCGAGGUAAGUGUAAGCUACACAGUUACUGAUUUAUGGGCUUUGAAAGACUCCCUAAAAUGUCUUUGUAUUCCGGUUUGAUUAUGGUGUUCAUUAAGUCAUCAAGAUGCAGAAGACACGAGAAUAGCUAGUGUAGGUAGGUCCCUCUGGUGUAGGUUAUAUAGCCUAGUCUCUUGUGGAGUGAUGACAUUCGCCCCGACAAAAAUUCAUUUACUGCAGAAUAUAAUUAAAAAUUUUAUAUGAACCCAGUGAAAUUCCACUGUACGAAUUUGUUGAUGGAAAACCUGAAGGCUUAGUCACGCUUUAAUAAAUGUUCCAUUAUUGGAAUGAGUUAUAAAAAAUGAAUGUACUUAAGUAAUAAUUACUAUAUAUCAAGAUUUGUUAUAUAAUAAAUGUGCGUAAUUUCAAUGUAA